AUGUAUAUUGAUAAGUUCGAUCAGCAACAGAAUUCGACAUCGAGGAUGGCCGAAGUUUUAGAGGCACAUCCUAAGGUGGCUCAGGUCUAUUAUCCUGGCUUGAAAAGUCAUCCUGAACAUGAACUUGCCAAGAGGCAAAUGACUGGUUUUGGUGGUGUCGUCAGUUUUGAUAUUGAUGGCGACUUACAUACCACCAUCAAAUUCAUUAAUGCACUUAAAAUUCCAUACAUUGCCCCAUUUUUUGGUGGCUGUGAGAGUAUUGUGGAUCAACCAGCAAUUAUGUCUUACUGGUACUGCCCUUGAAUUUUCAAUAUAUUGAUUGAAAAUGUAAUUA
Molecule: messenger RNA, 334 nt
Organism: Humulus lupulus (European hop)
Lineage: Eukaryota; Viridiplantae; Streptophyta; Magnoliopsida; Rosales; Cannabaceae
Product: cystathionine gamma-synthase 1, chloroplastic-like
Exons: 4
Coding region: 1-303 (100 amino acids)
Biological process (GO): transsulfuration
Cellular component (GO): chloroplast
Molecular function (GO): cystathionine gamma-synthase activity; pyridoxal phosphate binding
Source: RefSeq, a predicted model, not a curated record